Elgaria multicarinata webbii is the source of this 547-nucleotide messenger RNA. RefSeq names its product BPTI/Kunitz domain-containing protein-like. Gene Ontology annotation, cellular component: extracellular region. The transcript is spliced from 5 exons. Gene Ontology annotation, molecular function: serine-type endopeptidase inhibitor activity. The record is from RefSeq and is a predicted model, not a curated record. Bases 40 to 540 code for a protein of 166 amino acids. Lineage: Eukaryota; Metazoa; Chordata; Lepidosauria; Squamata; Anguidae.
CCUUUGGUCCUCUGGGCUGUCCUGCCGUCUGUGUCCACCAUGUUUAGAAACAUGUGCAACACCUUUCCAAAGGACUCUGACAGAUGUGGUGAGCCCAAACAUCGCUUCUUCUACAACAUGACCUCCAAGAUGUGUGAGCCUUUCAUGUACACAGGUUGCUCAUGGAACCGCAACUGGUAUUACACAGCAGAAGAAUGCCAGCGCAGCUGUGCGUACGUUGAAAAGCCUGGGUUCUGUCUCCCAAAUCCCAAAGUCGUCCUCUCAGGAUGCCCGAUAGAAUGUACGCAUGACGGAACCUGCCCUGAAGAUCAGAAGUGCUGCUCCUUCGGGUGUGCAUUGCGCUGCACUGCCCCUGACAAAGAUGUUUGCAAGCUACCUCCUAAGACUGGCCCCUGUGAUAACAACGUCCGAAAGUGGUUUUACGACUGGAACGCCAAAAAGUGUCAGAGAUUCAGCUAUGGCGGGUGCCACGGGAACCCAAAUAACUUCAAGAGCCUCAAAGAGUGUCGUCACAGGUGUGUCCGAAAAGGAACUUCCUAACUCCCCC